AUGCUCGCGUUUAAGGCAAAGAUUGCCUCGGCUGAGAAUAAUAAAAAUUCCAAACUCCUUCGCAAAUUGGGUAAUAAUGAAGCUUACCAGUUAGCGAUGUAUACACUAGAUCAAUAUCGCGGCACUUCUGUAGCCUGUCGCUAUACUCCUCCCUCCCAUCUCACAAACUCCGAAUUCCGUGCAGAUCUUGUGCGCAUGGUAGAAACUGCUAUUGCCGAUGUGGUUCUCCAACAUCCUGUCUUACAAGUUGGGAUCAUCGAUGCAGAGUCUAAGAAUCCAACCUGGGUGACAUUGCAGCGUCUUGAUCUACAUGAACAUAUUACUUGGCGUUUUCUGAAUGCAUCGGAUAAUUUCGAAGAGAUUUCGAAGGAAGUCACUGCAUCUGAAAUCGAUGGAGUAUUCCCUGAGCUGGAGAGUCGGCCGGGAUGGAGAAUAGUCGUUUUAUGCCAGGUAGGAACAAACUUGCUGGAGAUAAACUUCACAUGGAACCACCCGCAUGCCGAUGGAAUGAGCGGAAAGAUAUUCCAGGAAGAUUUGUACCAACGUCUCAAUAAACCAAAUCGACAAGAAGACAAAAAACAGGAAAGCAUAGGUUCCUCCAUUAUAAUGCUACCUGCGGCUCCACAACUCCCACCACCAAUCGAAGAGAUAUCCAAACUACCCCUCAACCUAUCGUUCAUCGCCAAAAUGGCGUGGGAAGAAUUCGGCCCUGCAUCAUUAGCAUGGACGCGGACAAGCCUAGCGAGAUGGGCACCGUUCCGCAUGUCCCCAUACCAAACCCAAUUCCGUGCAUUCGAUAUUAAAAACGACUCACUCAGCAAAAUUCUCAUCGCCUGUCGAAGGGAGAAAAGCACUCUUACUAGUCUUCUUCAUGGACUUGCGAUGGUCUCACUUGCAGCACAAUUAGACGAGAAGAUAGCUCCUGCGUUUGAGAGCGGCACAACGGUGGAUAUGCGACGAUUUAUACCUUCUAAUCAUCCGAGUUAUCCCUGGUUAAUCCCCAAGAGAACUAUGGGUAAUUAUGUGACGGUCAUGUCUCAUGAGUUCGACAAGAUGCUUGUUUCUCAAAUCUGCGAUCAACUUUGGGCUGCUGAUGACCAGAAUCCUCUUUUACCACCUAAACUUUUGCUACAGGUUUGGAAAAUCAGCGCCCGUGUCCGUGGCGACAUCGAGCACAAGAUAUCAACAGGUUUGAAGAAUGAUCCUGUUGGAGCAAUGAAAUUCGUAGGUGAUUGGCGCCAAGCAAUGAGUGAUGCGGCAAAGAGACCGAGGCAAUAUUCUUGGUGGGUUACUGGAGUUGGAGUUUUGGAUGGGAAACCGAAAUUUCAAAAUGAGGCAUCUUCUGCCGCAGAUAAUAUAGCAGGAGAAAACACGUGGGCAGUUCAUCGAGCACAAUUUGCGUUGAGUACAGAGAGUACGGCGGCAGCUUUUAUGAUCUCGCCUAUGACUGCUAAGGGAGAGAGAUUAUCUGUGGGAGUUAGUUGGCAGGAUUGCAUUUGUGAUGUUCAAAUGGGAGAGCGAGUAGCGGCUGAUUUGCAAAGGUGGCUUGGUCAGAUAGCUGAUGAGUCGUAA
Molecule: messenger RNA, 1572 nt
Organism: Sclerotinia borealis F-4128
Lineage: Eukaryota; Fungi; Ascomycota; Leotiomycetes; Helotiales; Sclerotiniaceae
Source: the annotation of a GenBank genome assembly